ACAAGUAAAAUCUAGUUAUGUAAAUAUAGUUUCAAAAAAUAAAGUCGAUUCACCAGAUUAAAAGAUAAUACUAUUAAAGCAGUUAUGUACAGAUGGAAAGAGCUCAAAUUUUUAAAUGUAUACAUCCGUGAAGCCCAAAGAUCACUAUUAAAACCUGAGGUCAUCAGGUUGAUAAGAUUUAGCGAUAUACUAAAAAGUUACAUACAUAAUGUGUUAGUAGUAUAUUGCAGUUAUUUGUAAGUGCUGUUUGCUUCACCAUGGCGACUGAUAGAGUGUUGGAUUUGAGAUAUAAUGAAAUGUGGAAGGCAUGGAAUAAUGCUGGUGAAGAAGAGGAUGAUAAUUCUACAUUAUUUAAAGGGGAUUUGGUACUAUCAUGGAAACAAUUAAGUGUAACAGUUGUUAAGAAGAUUCCUAAACUGAUUGGUAGUAGUGAGGUUGUAACUAAACAAAUUUUGAACAAUGUUAGUGGUAAUGUUGAAUGUGGCACUCUUUUGGGAAUUAUGGGACCAAGCGGUUCAGGAAAGACUACACUAAUGGCUACAAUAAGUCAUCGAACAAAAGGAAAUUUUAGUGGAGAACUUUUAUUAAAUGGACGUCCAGUAUCCGAAGAUGUUAUGAUAAAAAUAUCUGGAUUCGUUGCUCAAGAAGAUAUAAGUUUCGUCCAAUUAACUGUUUUGGAACAACUUAAGUUAAUGGCUAGAUUAAAAAUGGAUCGGGCUACGACUGACAAAGUAAUCAGGGACCGCAUAGAUUAUCUUUCUGCCCAUUUAGGUUUGAAUAAAAUUCUUAACUCCCGGCUGUGUGUUCUGUCUGGCGGAGAACGAAAAAAAGUAGCUUUGGCUGUACAGCUUAUAAAUGAUCCACCAAUUUUAUUUUGUGAUGAAAUAACUACUGGAUUAGAUAGUUAUUCUGCUGCACAUAUAGUAAACACAUUAAGAAGAGUAGCACAAAGUGGAAAAAUUGUCAUAUGCACUAUACAUCAGCCUGCAUCUGGUUUGUUUGAUCAGUUUCAAGAAGUCAUACUUUUAACUAAUGGUCGGUUAGCUUAUCAAGGAUCAGUAUCAUUAGUCAAUAAUUUUUUCCAAAGGUAUGGUUACAUUUGUCCUGCCACCUAUAACAAAGCUGAUUUUAUUGUAUCAAUUUUGAAUUCAGAUGGAGUGUUGGAUAGAAAUAAUGUCAAUAACAUGUGUGAACUUUCUUCAAAUGUAGCACAAAUGGACAUUAAGUUUAAUUCAUUCAAUAAGGAUGUUCAGUCAGAAUAUGGACAUCAUUUACAAGCAGAAAAGCUUAGCUGGAUAACUCAAGUAUUGCUUUUGCUGUAUAGAUCAAUCAUGUGUUUCAUAAGAAAUUACAAGGAAAAGUUAUUAGAAUUUGGAACAUUAUUGUUUUUAGGUGUUAUUACUUCUAGUCCUUAUGCAAAUUUACAAUUCGAUACAAAAGCAGUUCAAAAUUGGCAGGGAUUUUGGUUAUGUUUGGUCAUUAAUAUAGUGUUCCAGUUUAGUUAUUCAGCCAUUGCCACACAUCAAAUCAAAUUUUCAGUUGUCCAUCGAGAAGUCAGCAAUAAAGUAUACUCGUUGAGUGCAUACUACGUGUCUGAAAUGAUAAUAUUAUAUAUGUGGGUAUUUGUAAAGACAAUUAUCUUUUGCAUUGUUGUGUUUUGGAUUGUUGGUGUCGAAUGGGUUUUUAUGCAAUUAUUAGUAUUUCUGAUACUCACAUUUGCAUCUGUUUCGUAUGGAAGCCUUUUGUCAGCUUACUUUAGCCGUGUAGAGGAAGCUAUUGUAUUUUCAACAGUCUAUGAGUAUUUAGCAUUACCUCUCAGUGGUGCUUAUCUAUCAUUCAGGUCAUUACCAAAAGUGAUGUACUCACUAAGAUAUCUCUCAUUAUUUUUUCUUGGUUGUGAAACUGUAUCUACUCUGUUUUGGGAGAGAAUCACAUCAUUACCAUGUACUGAUAUUGCUAAUUGUUUGGACAACGGAAAAGCAGUUUUAAAUAAAUACGGUUUUAUAAGUAGUGAUUUAUAUUUUGACAUAAUGAUAUUGCUUUUAUUUUGUUUAUUGGCAAACAUACUUGGUUAUUUUGGUGUUCUUAAAAAAAUGAAAAUACAACCAGCUUAUUAAAUACUAUAAUAUUUUUUAAGAAAUUUUAUUACUAAGAAUUAGUAAGUGUCAUUAUGUUUUCUAUCACCAUAAUUAAUUAUAUUAAAAUUAUUGAACAUCUGUAAAUCAUCUUGUCUUCAAAUUUGUUAAUAUAUCCCAUUGUAUUGAGUAAAA
This is a messenger RNA of Aphis gossypii (cotton aphid), 2270 nucleotides long. RefSeq names its product protein scarlet-like. NCBI's taxonomy places the organism in Eukaryota, Metazoa, Arthropoda, Insecta, Hemiptera, Aphididae. The transcript has 14 exons. Bases 258 to 2117 code for a protein of 619 amino acids. Gene Ontology annotation, cellular component: plasma membrane. Gene Ontology annotation, molecular function: ATP binding; ATP hydrolysis activity; ABC-type transporter activity. The record is from RefSeq and is a predicted model, not a curated record.